AUGAUGCUGUCCUAUCAAACAGAUUACUGCAGGAGGCAAAUGUUUGCCUUCCAGCAUCUGGCCAAUGCUGCACAGAAGCGGGAGAUCGAAGGGCGGGAAGCAAGGCGCAAAGCAGAGGGCGAGCUGGCUGCCAUCCAGUCACAUGUGGCCCGCCGCAAUCAACAAAUUGCCAGGAAGAAAGCUGAUAUAGAAGAGAAAUCAGAGUUGAUGCGGGUGAUGUGCCAUGAAGUGCGCACGCCUUUGAACAGCUGCCUGGCAUCAGCAGAGAUGCUGCUUGAUACUCCGCUGCAGGAUGAGCAGCGAGACCAUGCUCAGACUAUUCGCCUUAGUGGGAGCAUCCUGCUGUCCACCGUGUCCAACUUUUUGGACUAUUUCAAGCUGGAAGCAGGGAGAAAGCUGGAGAUCGGAUUGACGGAGGUCAAUCUGCCAGCCCUGCUUUCGCAGCUGCACAGUAUCAUCCAGGCGAUGAUUGGAACAAACACAGAGGUCGACUUGACAACGCCAAGGAUGCACAAUGUUCCAGAGGUGGUGCUCACCGAUCCAGGCAGGUUGCGAGGCGUCAUACUGAAUCUGUACACAAACGCUGCCAAGUGCACACGGCGUGGGUUCAUAGACCUCAACGUCAGUGUCAUAGACCGGCCCUACGCAGUGCCCCCAGGGCCAGAAUACUCGAAUGUUAUGGUCACCCCCAGCUCCCUCCAAGGUGCCUCCAAUGGGCUUGUGGGCCUCAACACGAGCGGUCCGCCCAGCCAGGGCAUGUCCCUCGUGAAAAAAUUCAUGCGUGACCGGCCAUCUGUUGACUACACCGCAGUCGCAAGCCAACCUGAUUGGGAGACAGAUUUGUUCGAUGGGGACAGUGUGAAGUCAGCUGGGAGUGGCACUGUGUGGGCAAGCCAUGCAGAGGGGCCCCCGUCUCCCUCAGAAAUUGAUGAGGGUGGUGCUGGGGGCAUUGAUGGACAGCGUGUGGGUGCCACCUGGGCUUCAGGAAGGGUGCAGCAUGUUGUUGCCCCUGGUGCUCAGGGGCAGCAGCCAGGCAGCAAUGGUGGCCAGGAGGGGGCGUGCCCUGAGUGGCUGCUCUUUGAGAUUGUGGACUCAGGGAUGGGCAUUUCGAAGAACGAGCUCAAGUCCCUGUUCCAGGAGUAUGUCACUGUGGGAAUGAGUCAUCCCAAGACACUGACAGGGACUGGACUUGGUCUCAGCAUAUGUUCCAAGCAGGUGGACGUGCUGGGUGGCCGGAUCGGUGCCUACUCCAAGUUGAAUGCUGGUUCGGUCUUCUGGUUCACCAUCCCAUUGAUCGAGGCCAACAGAAAGCAUGCGUCCAUCCGACGCCUUGGCAGCCAUGGUGGCGGUGUCUGGCGACCACCUGAGCGCACAAAGCCUGGUACCACACCCAGCCCCUCUCCUCUUGUGCCAGCGCACAGGGGUGAUCGGAAGAGGGGAAAGUCGAUGGACACAUCUGUGCUGCAGGGGCGCAGAGUCUUGCUUGCUGAGGAUGAUGUGCUCAGUCAAAAUGUUACUCGGAAAAUGCUGACGACCUUGGGAAUGAAUUGUACGGUGGUGUCCAACGGGAAAGACGCUGUGAAUUUGCUGACCUCCAAUGGCACCCAGGAGGCUCCGUUCGAUGUGGUCCUGAUGGAUAUGUUGAUGCCCACGAUGGGUGGCAUAAAGGCAACACAAGAGAUACGGAAGAAGGGCGUCAGAGUGCCCAUCAUCGCGAUGACUGCCAACGCCCUUGGCAGGGAUUGGGAGGAGUGCAGGGCCGCAGGCAUGGACGACUUCCUUUCAAAGCCCGUCUUCAAGGCACCCAUGGCAGAGGCCCUCGUUCGCGUGUCCAUGGCAAGAGGCCGCCGCAGAGGUGCGGCCAACAUAUAG
This is a messenger RNA of Ostreobium quekettii, 1872 nucleotides long. Lineage: Eukaryota; Viridiplantae; Chlorophyta; Ulvophyceae; Bryopsidales; Ostreobiaceae. The record is from the annotation of a GenBank genome assembly.